Messenger RNA from Helicoverpa zea (corn earworm), 2084 nucleotides. Its product is annotated as probable splicing factor, arginine/serine-rich 4. The record is from RefSeq and is a predicted model, not a curated record. The transcript has a single exon. Lineage: Eukaryota; Metazoa; Arthropoda; Insecta; Lepidoptera; Noctuidae. Bases 325 to 711 code for a protein of 128 amino acids.
UUUCACGAAUACUUCAUUCUACCGCAAAUCGUCCUAGGGUUAACAUCCUAGCCUAAUCAGUUCAGUGUUCGUGACAUUGAAGUGAAAGCCGGCACUUCCUGUUAUCUACUGUCGAUUUCCUUGGAAAAUUUUGAAAUAAAUUCAUGUUUUAGUAAAAAAAAAGCUGAAAAAUCGUGAAAUUCAAGAAUAAAGUGAAUGCUAAUAAUUGUUUAUAGUUAUCGAUCGAAGAGCAAUUUUCCACGAUCAUACUAAGUUUUCGUCGCAUCGUAGGCGAUAUUUUACCAAAAACGUUAAAACCCAAGAAUCACCGUCACCGCCGCCGAGAUGGCGUUCAUGAUGCCUGUUGUGAAGAACGAUUGGGACAUAUACCACUCGCAGCGGACUCGGCGAGCGUCCGAGUCAGCGGAGAAGGCGGGGUUGGGCGGCGGGCGCGUCCGCAAGGUGUCGGAGUCGCGGUCGGAGGGCCCGGCGCUGUCGCCGCGCGCGCACACGCUGAGCCCGCACCGCAGCGCGCCCGCCAUGCGCUCGCUGUCGUACUGCCGCGCGCCGCCCUCGCGCGCCUCGCUGCGCGCGCCCGGCGACAGCCCCAGCAAGGGCUCGGCUAGCCCGGGCGCCGCGCCGCGCGAGGACAAGUUCCACAGCAGGUUGGUGGAGAAGUUGAAGCGGGCGCUGGGCCGCUCGGAGUCGCGGCGCGAGGAGCGCAGCUCGUGAGCUAACGCGUGCUUGUGUGCAGGGCGCGCGCCGAGUCCCCGGAGCGGCACUCGCGCUGCGGAGCGUGCGUGCCCUACCUGUGACGCCGCCCGCGCCGGCUCGCGCCCGCGCUCGCGCCGACACACUAUCUGUGAUCUGUUUCCGAUAGUGAACUCGAAGAGAUGAGUAGACAUUUCAUGAAUGUGCUAACUAACCGCCUAAGGUCUUUCGGAUGCUGAGAACCUAACGUUUGAAGUUACACCGACACAAUGCAAUAGUUUUAGUUGUCAUACAUUGAAUCGCUUUCCUUAACUGUUGCAUGUAUGUUAGUCGUCACCGUACCGUAUAUCAUGAUGUUCAGGUUGUCAGUCUAAGGUUGUAAUAUGGAAGUACGUUGUAUGGAUUUUUAAGACUGCGUUUAGUUUAAGCACACCCUGGGGUUUGAUAAGUAUUAUUUGAAAAAUCACCCCGGUGGUCAUUAGUGGUUAGUUUGUGGCAGUUUGCGAAGGGUAUCUGUGAUUCGUUAUUUGUAAGUAAUGUGGUUUAAUUUAUUUAAGCUGAAAGGGAAAUUGCAUUCAGUUUUAUUGUUUGUGAGAGUCCUUAUUACCUAUGACAUAAUUGUAAUAUUUACCAACAAGUAUUCGUUUAGUCAAAAUUGUAUCAGAAUUAGUGGAUAUCUUUGGUAGAUGAUUUCAAUGAAAUUAACCAGCAGCUCUAUUUGGCAAUUAGUAAAGAAAACAAGUGAAUGUCAAUACGGUGGAGAAUGUGACAUUUGUUAUAGUAUUUGUACUGUAGUUGUAUUAAGAGUACUUUAUAUGAAUGUACACGUACACGUAGUGCAAACUGUCGAUAUUGAUAAUUGUAAGCAGUGUUGUAUUGUAGUCAUCGAUGUAAUAAUACAAUGAUAAUUUAUUUAUAUACCGAACGGGGUUCGGCCCUGUUUUACAAACAACUUUGUUAUGAUUUUCGCUUGAUUUUAUUAUGAUGUUAUCUUGUGACUGUAAUUGGACCAGCUUUGUUAAUAGUAUUAUCUAUCAGUGAAACUGAAAUCGAUAAUAGUGAUAUAAAGUAAGAUGUAUCAUUAAAUUCUAAAAUUAAGGCAUAUCUCGAUGAGAUUAUGAAGAGGGCAUCAAGGAGUGAUGUAUCGAUGUGUUUAUUUCGUUUGCUUAAAGUUCCUUACGCCUAUUCGACUGCCACUGGUAGUUAGGUAGACCUAGGUAAUUAAAUUUUAGACAUAUGCAUUAGUUUUGUACGAUAUCAAAUUCAAAAUCUUACAUUGUCAUUGAAUAUUGUUUGCGAACAUUACCAAAAAAAAAAUGCAUGAUUGUAUUGUCAACGAUGUCUGAUCUGAUGAUUUUAAACUAUUAAACACUAAAAUAUAAAGCUUAUUAUGA